This is a messenger RNA of Drosophila innubila, 871 nucleotides long. RefSeq lists its product as uncharacterized. Bases 51 to 782 code for a protein of 243 amino acids. The transcript is spliced from 2 exons. Lineage: Eukaryota; Metazoa; Arthropoda; Insecta; Diptera; Drosophilidae. The record is from RefSeq and is a predicted model, not a curated record.
GCUAGGCAUUUUAACAUUUCGGCAAAAGGCACUUCAAAAUUUUGUUUAAUAUGAACAACUUAAUGAGCAGAUUCCGUUGCAUUCUUCAUCUGGAUAACUCGAGUAUGUUUGGGCAUACGUUGGUAUUAUAUUCGAGCACCAAGUCCAAUAGGAUUAUAAAAUCUGGUGAAAUAUUUAAGGAGAAGUUACGCCGGAUGCGUCGUGCUCAGAGAAAAAUGACUCCUUGCUAUUUGCGAGUACGAAGAUCCGAGUACAAGUGCCUGGCAUAUCAGGAAAUCAAGCCCGAUCCUUGCAUACCAGAGCCAUGUCCAUUGCCAAUUGAUGUGAAAGCCUAUGUGCCAAGUGAUAAGGGUAAACGGAAUUAUCAGAAAACCUGGUGUGAGUUUAAGCCGAUGCCGCGCCAAAAGCCAAAAGUCCGCAAAAUCUAUCCGGUGCGUGAGCGUCGUGAUCCAAAGCUAUUCAGAGGUAAGCUUUGUACCGCUUGUGAACCGGAAGAUUGUGAACUACCGGAAAGUGGACGCGCCCCGCCCCCAAGACUCUUUCCGCCCACAACAAUGCCAUGGCCAUGUUGCAAGCUCCGCUCACCAAAAUGUCGAACCAGUCGAUCCGACGUGAGAUGCUCCCGAGGUCGUAUGCCCUCCUGCUGUGCGAAGCGGAAGACGCAGUAUCUCAGCUUCUCAGAGUGCAAGCAAUUCCCGUUGUUGCCACCAAUCGCGGCCUGCGAAUGCGACCAAAAGCCCAGUCUCUGUGAAGUCUGGAACUUUUGGCGUACCAAACGUUGAGGGAAUAUUUGGGCUAGACUUGGACUUAUAUAUUGCUACCAUUUAUUAACUCCUCCACUUUAUAAAGAAGUAUCCCAUACAUUAUCCUG